Guillardia theta CCMP2712 is the source of this 1175-nucleotide messenger RNA. RefSeq lists its product as hypothetical. Gene Ontology annotation, cellular component: membrane. The transcript is spliced from 14 exons. The coding region runs from base 96 to 1175 and encodes 359 amino acids. Gene Ontology annotation, biological process: phospholipid biosynthetic process. Gene Ontology annotation, molecular function: phosphotransferase activity, for other substituted phosphate groups. NCBI's taxonomy places the organism in Eukaryota, Cryptophyceae, Pyrenomonadales, Geminigeraceae. The record is from RefSeq and is a predicted model, not a curated record.
AGGCUUCAUUGCUGAGGAACCAAAGUCAAGUUAUGGAACAUUUCAAGCUACUUUCAUAAACCCUUGAACCCGAAUCGAUUUCGAAACAGAAGAAAAUGCCGUCCGGAGUUCGUCGGUCGAGAUACUUUGGUGGAUAUGUCUCGGAAGAAGGAGCAAAUGGUUUAAAGGCUUACAAAUAUGCGGGAAGUGAUAAAUCUCUGAUGCUCAAGUACAUUACCAACCCUAUGUAUAAUCGCAUCGUCGUCUACUUUCCUGUAUGGCUUGCUCCUAACCUGAUCACCCUGUCGGGACUUCUUUGCACGUUUGUCACCUAUUGGAUCUUUCACUACUAUUGUCCCCUUCUGGAAGGCCAUGCGCCCUGGUGGGCGUACAUGCUGAACGGGUUUGCGAUCUUGGCAUAUCAGGCUCUUGAUGCGAUGGAUGGCAAACAAGCGCGAAGAACAGGCUCUGCAACUGCUCUGGGAGUGCUUUUCGACCACGGGUGUGAUGCCCUCAAUGCAACUGUGAUGUCAGUCACAAUGUGUGCGGUGGUUCAGUAUGGCCCGGGCGUGACGUCCUUUGUGUUCUGGUUUGUUGCGGUCCUGGUGUUCUACAGCGCAACUGUGGAGGAAUACUACACAGGAGAGCUGAGACUUGCGAUCAUUAAUGGGCCCAAUGAGGGGCUUGCGAUUGCAGCUGGAGUCAAUUUCAUCACUGCAGCCAUUGGCGCGUCGUUCUGGACACAACAAAGUCCUAUCUUCGGCAUCACAUGGAAUUGGAUUCUCUUUAUUGUCACUUGUGGGUGCGCUUUCUUCACAAUCACACAAAACUUCUUUCACGUGCUCCUUGCUGUCCGAGAGAACAAAGCCAAGGUCGAAGGAGGAUACGGAAAGUUUAGAUAUCGGGUGGCCUUAACACGGCUGUUGCCCUUCCUUUGUGUGGUGAGAGAACAGAAAAGGUGGAGGUUGCGGUUGCGGGGACUAAAUCAGCUCCGUCAUCCUCGUAUUGUAUUAUGGGCCCUUGGAUUUCUCUUCUCCAAGCUUGUCACUCAACUCAUGUUGGCUCAUGUUUGUGAUGAAGAAUAUCAUCCAGUGGGCAAGACAAUUUCCGUCAUCGCAUUCCUUGGUGCUCACAUGUUGUUCAAUCUUGCGCAUCAGGAACUUUCUCGAGAGACUGCGACAGUGAAAGUGAAGUGA